AUUGUUUGUUAUGGUUGGGGGCAGGUGUGAGGGUGACUGACACUACCAGUGACUGUAGAGGUUAUUGGUUGGGGAGAAAUAUAGAAAUACAGCUUUGAGAACAUACAGAAAAAUGCCAACUGUGAUUAUUUUGGAUGUGUCAUUGUCCAUGAGUCGUGGAGUGGACAUAGCCAGCCCUUGCCAAGAGGAUGAAGAUGUAGAGAGCCUAUUGUUACGGAAGGACCUCGCUGCUCAUGGCUGUAACAUUCUUCUUGAUCAUUUCAUCCAACAUUGCAAGUUAGAGUUUGCUUCUCUGAUUGUCUUCUCAUCUGUCCACAAAGUUCUGAUGCCAUUCACAAGAGAUUUUGAAGCCAUCAAGAAUUCUCUGAAUUUAGUUGAAGAAUGUGAUAAGACCAGUAUUGAGGUGGGGCUGAUGGGAGCAGCACAACAUAUUCUGGAGGAGUGGGGAAAUGGAACACCUUGUCAGAUUGUUUUAGUGACUGAUGGCAAUGCAGGUACUGGACAACACACACUCCAGAAGGCAAUGAUGUCGUCUCACUCACGAGGAGCAUCACAGUUUCCAUUACCAUUUCCUUUUCCUGCGAAGCUCAACAUUGUUUGUAUCACAAACCCAAAUGAGCCAUGUCUUCAGAUAUCAAAGCCAUUGUAUCAGAGAUUAAUAGAACUGAAUGGUGAGGGAGAUAUUUUAGUUCCUGAGGGAGGUCUCAACAAGAAGACUGUGACAGAGAUGUUUGAACAACUGAUAAAGAAUAACUUCUCUUCUUACUCUGGCACCCUCCACUGUGGCAAUUUGUCAGCCCCCAUCACUUUAUCACCUCCACCUCAGCCUUACUGCCGUCACCACGACUUUGAAGUGAUGCGCGUAAGUGUGGACUCUGCCAUCCAGGUCUUAGGUUUCCUCAACACUGGAGAUGUGUCCUCACCGCCUGCUUUCUCCAGGCAUCUGGUUCUUCCACUCUCUGCAAAGGGUGACAUGGUCAUGUUGCCAAAAGCGGAUCCAGGGAGUGAUGACGAGAGUAGUGGUAACGAUGAAGGGAAAAUACCUUCAUUUUGUGUGUUGCUUCAUGGUGGACUAAAGCGUGAAAACAUGGUGGCGUUAUGUCAGGUUGGAGAUAACUGGCAUGGCAUUCUGUAUUCUUGGGCAGACAACAAGAAAAAAUCUAAUCUUAUGUUAUCUCUCUUUGUACCAGGUGUAGAUGUCAUUCCAUGGAUGGGGAAACUAUCAAAUCUUGGACCAGCUUCACAAUUACCUAUAAAUCCUUAUGGACCAUCAGACACCUCUUCUCCAUUCCCAUUGAAGGUUCAUGAAAAGAAGAGUUAUGCUCUGAAUUGUGUUGUAUGGGUACGGCAAGGAGGACUCCAGUCAGAUAUUCAAAAGAUCCUUCGCCAUGCUCGUAAACUCCCAGAUAAGACCCAGAGUUUUUACAAGGAACUGAAUCGCGUGCGUAAAGCUGCACUCUCCUAUGGUUUUGGAGAACUUCUGGAAGGCUUGGCAAAUGUUUUAGAGCGAGAAUGUACACUGCUACCAUCUACAGCUCACCCAGAUGCUGCUAUUCAACUACAACAUGCUUAUGAAGCCUUGCGUAACCAUGACAAAAAAGACAUCAGACAGAAUGUUGCACCACUCAAAACUACAUUUUCAGGGAAUGAUUGAUUGUGAAUUAUAAUUUAUCAUUUAACAGUACAGUGGUCCGUGAUUGAUCUCGAAGUUAGAUACCAAAAGGGAGUCAAGAAUGUGUAUUUGAUCUAAGUCAACUUAAGGGAAAUAUGGGGGUAAGUUGGGUUGAGCUCCCAAAAUUUUGUCACCCCUCAUUGAUGACUUUUUAUCAGUAUGUGUACAUUUGUCUAAUAAUAAAGCCUUGAAAAUACAUGAUACAUAUGGUAUACCUGUCAUUCACAUUAAGUACAACAAAUAACAUUGGACAUUGCUAUCAUCAGUCUUGGUCAGGCAAUCCAACAAUUCUAUCUUUUUGGGUGGAUGCUGGGGAAGGAGUUCCUCCACUGUUGCUUCUUAUUUGAACUUACCAAAGUACAGUACUAGCUUUAUGUUUCAACCCCCAAAAAUUAUGACAUCUUGAAAGACAUGGUGAGUGUUAUUCAGUAAAAUAUAUGGAAGGUGGGACCUCAUCACUAUAAUGUACAGUUGGGGAAAAAUAUUUUGCUCUACAUUGCUGUGGCCAGUGGAGACGUCUGGUAACUCUCGUCGUAACAAACAGAGCACGUAGCAAACCUUUACCAAGUUAGAACCGUUAAAGCAACUGGUUUCAUCCAAAUGUCACCCUCACUAUGGUUCAUUAAAGCUAGUUCAUUCAUAAAGGUUUGCUACGACAAGAGAGUUGUCGGAUGUGUCCACUGGCUACAGCAAUGUGGGGCAGAAUAUUUUCCCCAACUGUACAUGAAAAAAUGGCAAUGCACUUUUAUUUGAAAGAGUACACAAAUAAUUGUCACUAGAGUGCAUUAAUCUUGAUGCUCUUAAUACCUUGAGGGAAAAUACUGCAAAUGGUUACAGGAAGAGUUUUCUCGCAAACACUUGGUGAAGUUGCACACGAGAAUGGCAAUAGAAAUCGAGUUGGAUCUGAAAUAUGGUCUUGGGGUCAGAAUGGUUUGAUUUAUCAUCAUGAGAAUUUUUAAUCAUUUGGGGGACCACUGUACUGAAUUAAAUUAUAACACAACC
Molecule: messenger RNA, 2674 nt
Organism: Homarus americanus (American lobster)
Lineage: Eukaryota; Metazoa; Arthropoda; Malacostraca; Decapoda; Nephropidae
Gene: IntS14
Product: integrator complex subunit 14-like
Exons: 12
Coding region: 113-1654 (513 amino acids)
Biological process (GO): snRNA 3'-end processing
Cellular component (GO): integrator complex
Source: RefSeq, a predicted model, not a curated record